GUAACUCGUGUUGGCGUCUCAGUUUGAGUCUCAGAUUGAUACAUAGUAACGCAAAUCAUCAUCAUCGCUACACUGUAGCAUCUUCCUCUACAACUUUUCCUGACUGGAUCUUACCUCAGAGACUUAAUACGGCAAAAAUUUCUUGAACAUUUCAUUUUACCUGCAGAAGUCUAAACAUCGUUUUUUCGGAUUAUUUUGACACUCGAAACACGUGUAUUUCCAUGUAAGACACGCGGGGAUUCUCAGUUGUUUUAUAUUAUACGUGACGGCGCGUCAGAAUGUGCGCGCGUGUGUGUUCCAAGAGUUUGUUGUGGGUUUUGGGUUUGUUGGGGUUCUGCGCUCGCGCGGUCGCCGCUCUUGAAUGUGCGCCGUGCGCGCUUCGCUCGUGCCCGCCGGUGAGUCCUCUCGGGUGUGAUUCGGGUCGGGUUCUGAGCCGUGACCCGUGCGGGUGCUGUGAGCAGUGCUCUCGGCUGGAGUUGGAGUUGUGUGGAGGUGCGGACUGGAGGCUGGGCUACUGCGGGUCCGGACUCACCUGCGCGGCGGUGAACGGAACCGGACCGGUGCGCGUGCCUGACGCAGGUGCCUGUAAAGUGGCACCUCACGGCACAGAUGCAGACGGGGAGGACACCCGCUGCCCCCUGUUGAGCGGCUGUGAUCGUGUGGACGGUAAGUGUGUGUGUGACUCCACACACUCCUGCGUCAGGACCUUCAGCUAUCCGAACAGAGAAGCGUGCGUCCAUGCUGGCAGGACAGGGUCUCGUCGACAUGAGCGCAGACACAAGGAGAAGUUUGUGGGUCCUGUAAAUGGGGCGUGUGUGUUUUCGGGCUGUAACCUGACAGCUCACGGCUGUGUUUGUUCAUCCCAUAGCUGUGACCAUCACUUCAUGUAUAACAACCGCAGCCAUUGUCAGCGAGCAGCAGAGGAGCUGAAGUGUGCCGGAAUCACAUGCCCACAUCUGCCCACCCCUGACUGCCCACCAGACUCAGUCCUGACGCACAUCUACACGCCACCCGAUGGAUGCUGCCCGAAGAUACCCGCCCAAUGCACGUGUGCACGGUGCCCCCCGCCGCCCGACUGCAGCGGAGACCGCAGAGCCCUGAAGCUCACCAAGGGCACCGGAGCGCCCGGAAACUGCUGCCACACCUACACGUGCCAAAAAGUUUCGUCCAGGUGUGUUCAUGAUGGCCAGGGGUUUUCAGAGGGUGAGGUGUACCGUAUGGACCCGUGUUGGGUGUGUCAGUGUCGGGGUGGAAUAUCGUUCUGUUCUAAAGCCGAAUGUGCUGAGCUGGACUGCGACAACUUCUACGUUCCGGAGGGGGAAUGCUGUCCCGUCUGCAAAGACGUGGAGCUUCUGUCGGCGGAGAGCACGAAGGCGAGCUGUUGGCUGAAUCAGAGACUCCGAGCUCACGAGGAACAAUGGAAAGAAGACGACUGCACGUUCUGUCAGUGUGUGGACGGAGAACCGCACUGCACCGCCAUGGCCUGUAAACUGAGCUGUCAGAACCCGGUGAAGAUCCCUGGAGAAUGCUGUCCGUUCUGUGAGGAGCCUUCAUAUGAGACGGUGAGUCCUCUGAUCUGUCCUCCGCUGGUCAACUGCUCUCUCUCCGCUCACGACUGUCCUCACGGCUUCCAGCAGGACGGCAGCGGCUGUCUUCUGUGUCAGUGUGUCACCAAUGUCACGUGUCCGGUUUUGUCCUCUUUCUGCUCUCUGGAGUGUCUGACGGGUUAUGAGAGAGACAGUCAGGGUUGUGAGGUGUGUGAAUGUAGCACAUCCACGGCGAAGUGUCGACCUCUGACCUGCAGCAAGACCUGCCCUCAUGGAUUUGUGAGGAAUAAACACGGCUGUGAAAUGUGUCGCUGUGUCAAGUGUCCUCCGUUCACCUGCGACAAACGCUGCAUCAACGGCUACACAACCAACAGAAAGGGCUGCAGCGUGUGUGAGUGCAGAGAUGUAGAACAACCUGAGCCCAGCGUGUGUCUGACGGCGGACGGGCGGAGGUUUGAGGAGGGUGACAGCUGGCACGACGGCUGCAGAGACUGUUACUGUCACGCCGGGCGUGAAAUGUGUGUUCUCAUCACCUGCCCGGUGCCCACCUGUGCCCACCCGACGCUCAGAGCGGAUCAGUGCUGCCCUACCUGUGAAGCAGACGAGUCUGGAAGCGGUCAGCCGGAGGGUGUGGAUAUGGUUGUGUGUCGUGCUCCAGGAGGUGAACUCUAUGUUGAAGGAGAGACGUGGAGUUUGGACGAGUGCACCAGAUGCACCUGCAGACAGGGACGAGUUCUGUGCGAUUCUGAAGUGUGUCCUCCUGUUCUCUGUCACCGACCAAUCAAAGACUCCUGCUGUUCCGUCUGCGCAGAGGACGAACUCAACCCGCUGCUUCCCGUCAACAGCAGCCAACAGGAAUAUUGCGUCUCCACCAACGGAGAGAUCCUAUUGGCUGGGGAUUCGUGGAGAUCUAACGCCUGCAGCAGCUGCGCGUGUCGUAACGGGACGAUCGAGUGUUUUCAUCAGCACUGUCCGCCGGCCCGCUGCAGGGUUCCUGUGUUACGAAAGGGCCAGUGCUGCCCGCAGUGUUUGGAGGUCACGACAACAUCAGUGCCAGUCAUGCUGUCGACCACAGCGACCAAACCCAGAGUCACAGAGAGUCUGAACACAGCGUUCUCCAGCGUUCCUUCAGUCCUUCCAGUCACAGAUGGUAAAGUUCUGCCGGAGGACCGUCCCAGCGAGAGGGAGAGGAGUCUCGUCUACCAAUCAGCAGCCUGGAUUCUGGCGGCCAUUCUGUUGGCCGUGGUGAUCUUCCUCUCCGUCACCAUCCUCAUCAUCCGGAGGAAGGACUGGGUCCAGAUGUCCUGCUACAGCGCUCCCAGAAAGACGGUGAUCCUCCAGAAGCACAUCAACAGGAACUCGGUGGUGCACAUGGAGCCGUCCAAAGACAACAAGCUCCACGGCACGAAGAUCGAAUCCGCUCUGAACUUCCCUUUGGACUCGGACCGGAUCACCAUCCCACGAGCCAAACUCGCCAACGGACACGCCGAGGUCCAUCGCUAGACGUCCCUUCACGGACAUCAUCAUCAUCUCCUGUCACCUCACACAUCACAAACUCCGACCGUCUCAUCUGCCGCCAAGCGUCAGGAACUCCACGAUGACGUCUUGGAGUUGAAAACGCAGUUUCGUGGAGCUUCAUGCCGUGCAGGAGAGACGGAGCAGAAUAAACACAGACGGAUGAUCGUGUAAUCCAUGAUGAGAAAGAGCUUCGUGAUCUCACCGCUGGAGAUUCUCGAAAUCGAUCCGACUUGAUUUUACGCGGACAUUUUUUGGAUGCCUUACAGGACAAGCGUGUGUCCGACCUCUAGAAUCUGUUUCACGCCAAUUUUAUACCAGUUAUUCCUAGUUCCUCUUUUUGAAGCAUUUGGUAAGGAUGGACUCAACACUCCCCACACGCUCGUAUGAGUUCAGUCACACACGCAAAUUCUGAUUCUGAUGCGCAAUCCCAGAAUGCACUUCAACAACAAUCAUAACGUACAAGAUGGCUCAUUCAUAUGAUUUUGAAUCAUAGAAAACGUAUAUGAUUCUUUAAAAAGCAAUCCAACCCCUACUCUUAACACAGAUUGCGCUAAAAUGCAACGUUUGGUAAAAUAGCAAUGGAUUUCUGCCAGAUUUGGUUUCGUUAUAAAUCUAGUCGAGGCUGAAUUCAGUCACAUGGUGAAGCAUGUGUUUUUGGUUGGCUUGUAACGUUAGUCACGCGUUCACGCACACAAUGAAGUGUGAAUGUGAGGAGUCACAUGUUCAUGAGCUCACGGCAACAGAAAUCUGUUUUCCAUGAUAUGACCUGUUUGCAUGUCAUAUAACAUUGAUAUCAUCUCCAUAAAUCUCCCACAGCGGCCCGAAGAUUGAUCAAGAUUGACGUCUGCGUAACUUUAUCUGUCAAGAACAUGUUCAGAUUACAUCAUGCUCCAAAUAUUUUACGGAAAGCAAGGGGUCUAUUUUAGGACCUUUAAAGUGACGCUUCAGCCAAAAACGAAAAUUCUCCGCAUGUCAUGACAAACCUGUUCAAGUUUCUUUCUUCUGCAAAACACCAAAGAAGAUAUUUUGAAGAACGUCGAUAACCAAACAACAUUGAACUUCAUUUACUUCCAUUGUACGAACACAAAACCACUGAGACGUUUCUCAAAAUAUCUUCUUUCAUGUUUCACUGAAGAAAGAGUCACGUACAGAUGUAAAACCGCUUGAGAGAGAAUAAACGAUGACUGAUUUACUGCAAUAAAAAAAAUCUAAUCGUCAUAAAAAUAAUGAGAAUUCUUCAAAGCACUUGAUGGUCCUCCAACAGCUUCAUCUGCUUUAUUUUGAUUUGGGAUGGACGUUUUCUCGUCAGCUUCACACAGAAAUAUAAUCCUGCGCCGAUCUUCAUAUUGCCGACAAAUUAUUCCGAUGAUUUUUAAUCAUCAACCCGCCAAAUGAUCAAACCACCGAGUCGAACGUUCUGGAAAUGCAUGAAAGUUCUCGUUCGCAGAUGAUUGUAGUCCAGAGGUUUUUGGACUCGGCUGUAUUUCAGAUUCACACGACGCCAAAACAAAGAGACACUUUCACUUCAAAGAGGACUCAAACAAAUGCAGCCGUUUGCUUACUAAAUGUACAAAACACAUAGUAGAUGAUUAUUUAUUUUUUCACAUAGUUAUUAUUUAUUAAUACUAAACUUUAGCUGAAGUCAUCGAGUUCUCGUCUGGUUUCUGAUGUUGGCAGAGAAACACAAAGCUGCUAUACAGAUUUUGUCAAAGUUUCUCGUAGUUCUGCUUUAUACUCCUCAAGUGUAUUUAUUUUCUCUUUGCAACAUGUACAUAUGUACCUCAUAGAUGUUGAACUGUAACAUGUACACUUGUUUUUGAAAUAAAAAUGGAUUGUGUGGAAUUCCAGAGAUGUUGAAGUGGUCAUGAAAAUUCAUACUAAUGUGUCUCCAGAUUUAUAUUAAAAGAAUCGAUUCCCAACACACUCCACAAAUGUCUCACAAACAUCAACCGUUUAUAGAAACUGAUGUCUCCAAACGAAACAAUGAUUUCUGCACCAUGCUCAAUUUACUUAUUUAAUGUGUUUACAUUAUGAAAUAUUACAGCACACUUUCUAUAUUCCGUAUGAGAUAAUUUCGUUUUUAAACAUUUUUCAAAAACCAUCUUUUUUAUUAUGUUAUCAUGUUUUUAUUGUGUUAGUUCGCUGUAUUGUUUUUUGUUAUCAUGGCUUAAAUCAA
Messenger RNA from Triplophysa rosa, 5241 nucleotides. Its product is annotated as cysteine-rich motor neuron 1 protein-like. Lineage: Eukaryota; Metazoa; Chordata; Actinopteri; Cypriniformes; Nemacheilidae. Gene Ontology annotation, molecular function: serine-type endopeptidase inhibitor activity; protein binding. Bases 279 to 3050 code for a protein of 923 amino acids. Gene Ontology annotation, cellular component: extracellular region. The record is from RefSeq and is a predicted model, not a curated record. The transcript is spliced from 15 exons.